CCCAUCUUCUUAUUAAGAUCUUUCUUCACUUCCACCUUCUUCCCUUCUAGUUUUUGGCUUUUUGACGACACCGACGUUAUGCUGGGCUCAUUAACGUUCCUCUCACUCUCUUUGACUGUAUCCGCGGGCCUCGUACCGCACGACCACGCACACAAUGCAAGACACGACCACUCGCAGCAUGACCACGAUGUUGCAAGGGCGCUCCCUGGCCAGUGGUACCAUCGGGAUGACCAUCCGGUCCACGCUCUCUUCAGGCGCCAGGGUGAGACUUUCCCCGCCAUUGGUACUCCUGAAUGGGCUGCGGGCUAUCCGCCUGGCCCACCUGCCUUCCCCGAUACUACCAAAAUGCCUGUCGAAUGGCUCAAUGCGCUGAAGGACGCUGUGGCACGUGGUGCCAUCCCCAACGUCCCCAUUUCCAACCUCUCGUCGGAGGGUGUGCCGACCUACCCCGCUGGGGCCAACCCUAAUGGCCCCGAGGUUUGCAGCGCGUCAUACGGCUGCCGCAUCCCAACGGACUUGUGGGACGCUCCCGCAAACCACAUCGCCCUUUCAUUCGAUGACGGCCCGCUCCCGCCGAGCGAUGGCCUCCUCUCUUUCCUCGACGAGCAGAAGGAGAAAGUGACCGUCACCCAUUUCAUGAUCGGCGCCAACAUUCUAGGCCAGCCGGCGCAGUUCAAGCGCAUGUUUGAGCGUGGGGACGACUUGGCAGUCCACACGUGGUCGCACCCGCUCAUGACCACGCAAAGCAACGAGCAGGUUGUUGCGCAGCUUGGAUGGACGAUGGAGAUCAUCUACCGCUCGACUGGCGGACGUGUUGCCAAGUACUGGCGCCCCCCACAGGGCGACAGCGACACCCGUACCAGCGCUAUUGCCCGGGAGGUGUUUGGACUGAGCACUGUUAUCUGGAAUCGCGAGACCUCUGACUGGUCUCUCGGCGCAACCCCACCUGGCACCACCGUUGCUAAGAUCGCCACCUCCAUGAACGAAUGGCUGACCGGCCCGAAGUCCCCCGGGUUGAUGAUCCUCGAGCACGAGCUCUCUGAGGAGGCGGUCGGCACCUUCAAGGCGGCGUACCCGCUCAUGAAGUCGAACGGAUGGACUGUCGGCUCGCUCGCGACCAUCAUGGGCAACGGCACCGCCUACCAGAACGCUGCAAGCGACACCAGCGAGGUCGUUCGCGUCGCCAACAUUGUUGACGCGAAAAAGCUCAACGGCAAGCCACCCGGCAACGUCAACACUGUCAGCGCCCCCGCACCCGCCGCGUCCAGCCAGGCACCGGGAUCGAAAGCCGUCCAGUCUUCCGCAAAGCCGAGCGGCUCUGCAGCUGCGCCUGCCCCGUCCAAGAGUGCAAACAGCGCACGGACCCUUGUCGGCUCCUCGUUCUCUGCUUUAGCUGCAGUUGCGGUGCUCGCGCUCUGGUCAUAG
This is a messenger RNA of Mycena indigotica, 1425 nucleotides long. RefSeq names its product Carbohydrate esterase family 4 protein. The transcript has 4 exons. Lineage: Eukaryota; Fungi; Basidiomycota; Agaricomycetes; Agaricales; Mycenaceae. The record is from RefSeq and is a predicted model, not a curated record. Gene Ontology annotation, molecular function: chitin deacetylase activity. The coding region runs from base 79 to 1425 and encodes 448 amino acids. Gene Ontology annotation, cellular component: membrane. Gene Ontology annotation, biological process: carbohydrate metabolic process.